AUCUCGAAGGUCACCGCGUUCACGGGCGAGCCAAUCAGCUCCCCGCUCGUUGUUCCUCCUGGUCCCCUCGCUGCCGCUGCGUUUGAGAGCGGCAUGAGCGCAGUCGAGGAGCUCAAAUUGUUAAAGGCACAGGUACAGGACGUCGCGCGCGUGUGUAAUGCGGUCGCUCGCGGCGAUUUGUCGCAGAAGAUUACGGUCCCCGUUCAGGGUGUGGUCAUGGUUCAGCUCAAGGAGGUCAUCAAUGCUAUGGUGGACAAAUUGGGUCAAUUCGCUAAGGAGGUCACUCGUGUCAGUCAGGAAGUCGGAACGGAAGGUAAACUCGGUGGUCAGGCUUUAGUCUUAGACGUUGAAGGCACAUGGCGUGAGCUCACGGGCGUGGUCAACAAACUUGCGGCAAACUUGACGAACCAGGUGCGGUCUAUUGCAAAGGUCACGAAGGCUGUCGCGCUCGGCGACUUGUCAAAACAAAUCGAGGUCGACGCACGCGGUGAAAUACUGGAAUUGAAAAAUACGGUCAACGGCAUGGUGGUUAGGCUACGGACGCUUGCUGCCGAGGUUACUAGGGUCACAUUGGAAGUCGGUUCGAAGGGUAAAUUGGGUGGUCAGGUGCAUGUGCCGGACGUGGAGGGCGUAUGGUUAGAGUUGACGCGGAAUGUCAAUCGAAUGUGUUCUAGUUUGACAGAUCAAGUGCGGUCGAUCGCUAAGGUCACGACGGCUGUCGCAAAGGGAGACUUGACGCAGAAGAUCGAAAUUGAGGUCGAGGGUGAGAUGUUGACGUUGAAGCGAACGGUGAAUUCCAUGGUGGACCAGUUGAGCGCGUUCGCCAGCGAAGUCACACGAGUCGCCUUGGAGGUCGGCACGCAGGGUAUACUCGGUGGUCAGGCAAAGGUCGAGGGGGUGCAAGGGACGUGGGCGGACUUGACGCGCAACGUCAACAAAAUGGCCACGAAUUUGACGGACCAAGUGCGCUCGAUCUCAGAGGUCACGAAGGCCGUCGCCAACGGUGACCUCAGCCGGACUGUCAACGUCGAUGUGCAGGGUGAGAUGCUUGAACUCAAGACCACUGUGAACCAGAUGGUGGCCCGUUUGUCGACAUUGGCGAACGAGGUGACGAGAGUGUCUUUGGAGGUCGGCACAGAAGGUAUCAUGGGAGGUCAGGCUUACGUCCCGGAUGUCCAGGGCAUGUGGAAGGUCUUGUCGGACAACGUCAACCUGAUGGCCAUGAACUUGACGAACCAGGUGCGCUCGAUCGCGGAAGUCACGAAGGCUGUCGCUGGCGGUGACUUGACGAAGCGCAUCACGGUGGACGUCCGUGGAGAGAUGCUUGACUUGAAGAAGACGGUGAACGGCAUGACGGAGAGUUUGAGCGUCUUCGCAGACGAAGUCACAAGAGUCGCGAAGGAGGUCGGCACGGAGGGUAAGUUGGGUGGCCAGGCCCGCGUUACGGGCGUUGGUGGUACCUGGAAGGACCUGACGGAUAAUGUCAACGUCAUGGCCGCCAAUUUGACAUUACAAGUGCGGACCAUCGCAGUAGCAACGCGCGCUGUCGCUCGAGGUGAUUUGACGAGGAAGGUCAUUGGUGUAUCUGUGUCCGGAGAGAUGCUGGACUUAGUCAACACCAUCAACUCUAUGAUUGACCAAUUGGCCAUUUUCGCCGCGGAAGUCAAGAAAGUCGCCAGAGAAGUCGGAACCGAGGGCAAACUUGGUGGUCAAGCUGAGGUCGGUAACGUCGAGGGUAUCUGGCAGGACAUCACAAUGUCUGUGAACACGAUGGCUAGCAACUUGACAACGCAAGUGCGAGGUUUUGCCCAGAUCUCCGCAGCGGCUAUGGAUGGCGACUUCAGCCGGUUCAUCACGGUUGAGGCAAGCGGUGAAAUGGACUCCUUGAAGACCCAAAUCAACCAGAUGGUGUUCAACUUGCGGGACAGUAUUCAGAAGAACACAGCUGCUAGGGAGGCUGCUGAGUUGGCCAAUAGGAGUAAGUCCGAGUUCUUGGCGAACAUGUCGCAUGAGAUCAGGACGCCGAUGAAUGGUAUUAUCGGUAUGACCGAGUUGACACUGGAUAGCGACUUGAACCGGUCCCAGCGCGAGAGCUUGCUCUUAGUGCACAGUUUGGCCCGUUCGUUAUUACUGAUUAUCGACGACAUCUUGGAUAUCUCUAAGAUUGAGGCCGGUCGCAUGACAAUGGAACAGGUCUCGUAUUCGCUGCGCCAGAGCGUGUUCGGCGUCUUGAAAACCUUGGUCGUUCGAGCCUCUCAAAACCAGCUUGACUUGACAUAUGACGUGGACCCUGAGAUUCCGGACCAACUCAUUGGUGACUCCCUCCGUCUUCGCCAGGUCAUCACGAACCUUGUUGGAAAUGCCAUCAAGUUCACGCCGUCUAAGGUUUCACGGAAGGGACACGUCGCACUGAGCUGUCGCCUCCUCGCUCUUGACGACCUGAGCGUCACACUAGAGUUCUGCGUGUCGGAUACGGGCAUCGGUAUCGCAAAGGACAAGUUGACAAUGAUCUUCGACACGUUCUGUCAAGCGGACGGCUCUACGACGAGAGAGUACGGUGGUACUGGUCUCGGUUUAUCGAUCUCGAAGCGGCUCGUGACCCUCAUGCAGGGCAACAUGUGGGUCGAGUCGGAAGUGAGCAACGGCUCCAAAUUCUUCUUCACUAUCAGCUCGCAAAUUAGCCCAAUGUCGAUGGAGGCGACGCUCAGCAAGAUGCAGCCAUUCCAGAAACGCAACAUCUUGUUCGUCGACACCCUCUACGACCGCACGGGCGUCGUCCAGAGGAUCAUGGACCUCGGUUUACGCCCAUACGUCGUCCACGAAGUCUGCGAAGUCGCAGAUAAGGCGACUUGCCCUCAUAUCGAUACUAUUGUCGUCGACUCGCUCGGUGUGACUGAGGGCUUACGCGAGUAUGAGCAUUUGCGGUACAUUCCCAUUGUGCUCUUGACACCGCAAUCCACACCGCGUCUGAACUUGAAAUGGUGUCUCGACAACAGUAUUUCCUCCCAAGUCACGACACCGGUGACUGCACAAGACCUCGCGUCAGCAUUAAUCUCGGCGUUGGAGUCGAACACGGUGACGCCAGUCGUCGCAGAGAACGAUGUGCCCUACGAUAUUCUCAUCGCUGAGGACAACCUGGUCAACCAGAAGUUAGCUGUCAAGAUUCUAGAGAAGUACGGCCACCAGGUAGAAAUUGCGGAGAACGGUUCAUUAGCCGUGGAUGCGUUCAAGGCACGUAUCCAGAGGAACAGGCCCUUCGACAUCAUUCUCAUGGAUGUGUCCAUGCCCUUCAUGGGCGGUAUGGAGGCCACAGAGCUCAUUCGUGCGUAUGAGACAUCACACGGGUUGGAUCCGGUCCCUAUUAUCGCAUUAACUGCACACGCCAUGAUUGGUGACAGGGAACGCUGUCUGCAAGCAGGAAUGGACGACCACAUCACGAAGCCUCUAAGGCGAAGUGACCUGAUCAACGCUAUCAAUAAGCUUGCAGGAGAGCGCAAGGCACAUAUGGCACGGAGUCGAGUACAACAUCGCUCGUCGGUACCAGUGUCGACCCUGCUCCGCGACUGGCGAUGAUCUAGAUACCGCUUCUUCUCUGCAUUCUUGUAUCCCUGCAUGGCUUCUUCUCUGCUUGCAUCAUGGCUCCGGUUAUAUCCCACUGUACAAGUAUUCGCAACGUAUGUUAGCAGGCGCUAUAUGUCUCUCAUUAGCUGUGUAAUCACUGUAUUUUUCUUGCUGAUUAUUACAUUUAUUUCCGUACGACUCC
Messenger RNA from Postia placenta MAD-698-R-SB12, 3763 nucleotides. RefSeq lists its product as hypothetical. Lineage: Eukaryota; Fungi; Basidiomycota; Agaricomycetes; Polyporales; Adustoporiaceae. The record is from RefSeq and is a predicted model, not a curated record. Gene Ontology annotation, cellular component: membrane. Gene Ontology annotation, molecular function: phosphorelay sensor kinase activity. The transcript is spliced from 18 exons. The coding region runs from base 94 to 3573 and encodes 1159 amino acids. Gene Ontology annotation, biological process: phosphorylation; cellular hyperosmotic response; phosphorelay signal transduction system.